This is a messenger RNA of Penicillium antarcticum, 681 nucleotides long. RefSeq lists its product as uncharacterized. The annotation marks the transcript as partial. NCBI's taxonomy places the organism in Eukaryota, Fungi, Ascomycota, Eurotiomycetes, Eurotiales, Aspergillaceae. The transcript is spliced from 2 exons. The record is from RefSeq and is a predicted model, not a curated record.
CUCUCCUGCUGUUCGUUUCUGUUUUCCGUGGUCGUCCCUGAAGACCCAUUCGCCCUUUUAUUGGUGACGGAGUCACCACCAUGCAUUCAUUCGUUCCAUUUCUUUUCGCGGCACCCGUUGAUCCCAGCUGCACUAGGGAUCCCAGUAUCCGACUCUUCCAUUGAACGCCGAGAUUUCCCUAUUUUGAGUGGCUUAAUCCACACUGCGAGAGGCUUGAUAUAUCUUGGUCAAGGCAUCGUCCAGGAGCUUGCGCUGCUCGAAGCGAGUCUCCAGAAAGUAGUAGAUGGCAAAACAGAUCCUGUCCAGAAUCUGGACAGGGCACUCUCGUCGCUUGCUGCUACUCCAAACGCCAGUGACUAUAACGCUAUCGAAAUAGCCAUUUACAUAGUGUCAAAAGGGUUGGUACCUGCGAACAUAUUCAACAUCAUCCACGGUAUCACGGCCCAAGAUAUCAAUUCGGUCCACAACCACGGGAUCUACUACUAUUUCAGCUAUGAGAAGUUGCUUGCAGCAAGCGACUUUGCAGACCCAGUUUGGGUAAAUAUCCCAGGCAAUUCUCCUGGAGACGUUCAGACCAAUGCAGAGUAUGUCGCCUAUGCAAUCAAUUAUAUCUCGGGGAUUCCAAACAACUCCAAGAUCGGCGCGAUCUGUUGGUCCCAGGGUGGAUUGGAUUUUCAAUGA